CUCUCACACGGCGCUAACCCGAUCCCCACCCAGUGAUCCCCAUUCACUCCAAAUCCCCUGCCACCACCCCCAAGCCCCUACCGCCGCCAGCCUCUUCCUCCCCAGCCAUGAUUCCGAAAACUCUGUCCCUGUGAGAAUCCGGCUCUUCACGCAAGCCAUUUUCUAACUUUGUCACGAAUAGAAAAAAGGAGAGAACAACGCGAAAAGUGGAGAUAGGAGCAAACCGGAUAAGUGUUCUAUUGCCCCGAUUGUUGGCCCGCGGCGGGGUGCAAAAAGGGCAGGCCGAAAAAAGACCAUAAGAUGUGGAUCUGGUACAUCUUGCUUAGUUCGGGGACUGGCUCAAGCUCGGUUGAGAGCCAGCUCCUUCCGGGGAACAACUUCACCACCGAGUGUAACAUCCCAGGGAACUUCAUGUGUGGGGACGGGAAGUGUGUCCCAGGCGGGUGGCAGUGUGACGGACUGCCCGACUGCUUCGACAAGAGCGACGAGAAAGGCUGCCCCAAGAUAAAGUCCAAGUGUGCUCCGACAUUUUUCGCCUGUGCCAACGGGAUCCACUGUAUCAUCGGGCGCUUCCGCUGUAACGGCUUCAGUGACUGUCCUGACGGGAGCGACGAGGAGAACUGCACAGGUAACCCGCUGGUGUGCUUGGAGGCCCGCUUCAAGUGUCGUAACGGGCGCUGUGUGGACCGUAGCUUCCUGUGUAAUGGACAAGACAACUGUCAGGACAACAGCGAUGAGGAACACUGCCUCACCACCGCAGAGGCUCCAGGUCAGGACUUUGUAACCCUGGACUACCGGCUGCGUUACUACCCCAGCAUCACCUACGCGGUCAUCGGCAGCGCUGUCAUCUUCGUCCUGGUGGUGGCGCUGUUGGCCUUGGUCCUGCACCAUCAGAGGAAGCGCAGCGUGCUGCUGCCCCGUGGGGUCCGGGGGUCCUCCCACCACCACCACCACCACCAGCCCCUGUUGCUGUCCCGCCUGGUCAUCCUAGACCGGGGACAUGUCCACCCGGCUGGCCCUGGCCUCUCCCCCACCUCCCCGUCUGCUGCGGCCCAGUACCCUGCAGGUCCCCCAGGGCUACAGCUGCUGUCUGGGGCCCUCUACCCAGCUGGCAUGCCCAUGGACUCACCACCUUCCUACUCCCAGGCUGUACUGGAUGUCAGCCGGCCUCCGUGGUUCGACCUCCCCCCGCCUCCCUACCUCCCAGACGGGGAGGAGCUGCCGUCAGAAGGUGAGCUGCCCCAGUACGAAGCCCCCACAGUGCCCUCCACUCAGCCCAAUACAUGCCCAUCUGAGCCCCCUACACCCAGAACUGUGGCCCCAGGCUUGUCCCGGCCUAGCCUCAGCUCCAGCUCCAGAGAGGAGUCGGACCAGCUGUAGUCCUCUGGUUACUGCAUCUACGUAGGACUACAGUACCCAGCCUCAGCGCUGUGGAUGGCUGAAGAGAGAAGAGCUGUGCGAUAUGUUAAGGCCCAAAGCACUGUCCUGCCUGCUGUGGGAAUGAGAGACAAGGCACUAUUCUACCUAUAGCUACAACUGACUGACUUACUGAGACACUUGGAAUCAUUACUCUUGUACGUUGGCGCCCUCUGCUGGAAAUGUAUCUACAUAUCCCUGACUGGGCUAACUACUCAUUCAAUCAAUCAGUCAAUCAUCAGUCAAUUGCAUUUAAUCUGUGGCUAUAUAGUGCUUUUUACAAAUUAAUUUCCCACAGUCUGCUUAACAGAAACCAGAGCCUAAACUUCUAAAGACUGAGAAAAACUUCCACAGCCUCCCAACACUAUUCAUCUCCUGUUGGACUGGUGAAGACCAGUUGGGUGGUUGGGCGGAGAUCCUUUAGCUUGGAUUAAAUUGACUGGAUAGAUGGUCAACCUGUGUAGUACAGUCAUGCAUUAACAAUGAAGUAGGAGUCGCACUAACUAACAGUAUUUGUGGUACUCAUAAUGGGUCAAAUGUCACAUGGUGUUACAGUGGCAGAUGUAUAUGUUGUUUAAGAAUAGUGAAAAAGGCACAGUGUCAUAUCUGUAAUGUUACAGUUUAGCACAUUAGGACAACCAGCUAGCCACAGAAGCUCUUGGGUAGUGGACAUACUGCACUUCCCUCCCAUCCAUAUUGCAUGAUGCUGGUUCUCUUCAAUCUCUAUUCUCAUUGGCUAUCUCUUUCAUUUCAUAGGAAUAACUGGAAUCAUAUUUCUCUGUUAUAGAGCACUUGUGGUGAUUGUUGGGUAUGCACGUAACUUAUGUUUUGGCAGGAACUCAAAUGGAAGUAUUAUUUGAGGAGGAGAACAUGUGGAUGAAAAUUCUCUGACUGAGUAAGGUCCCAAAGUGAGGUUGUUUAUUUUGGUAUCUGUGCCUUUUCAAAGCACUAAAAUAUAAGUUAACUGUAUGUCCACUCAGGGUCUAGUUUGACAGCUGUUCAUUGAGAUCUUGUUCUACUGCCCAUGAUAACAGUGCAAAUUGCUUUAUUUUGAUAUAUCUCCUCAGACACUUUGGCAGAGAGGAGCAGAAUGUUCAGACUGCACUUCAUGUCUGGCUAGUGUUUUUAUGUUGAUGAAUGUUACACUCUGCUGCCUGAGAGCACAGGACAAACAUUUUGUCAGGGAAGAGAUAAAGAGGAAGUGCAGAAAUGAUGUGGACUGGAGCAGAGACCCUUCCACUCGGUGCCUUGGAACACAAGUGUGUACAUUUAAAUAAGCAUUCGGGAUUAUCCUCAAGUAAAAACAAAUCUCAAUUGCAUACAAUCAUUUUUGUUGAACAAUGUCUUUUUUCAAAACGAGGCUCACAACACACAGAACUAUGUGGCUGCUUGCAAAACAGUAAAUACACAAAUACAUUCAGCAAGGCUAAAUGAGACCGAAAUUGCAAAUUCAUCAAAAGAAGACGACUUACUGCAAAAACAUCAACACAAACAUACAGUGUAUUGGGGUAUUGUGUGUAGGGGGAAAAAUAAUUUCAUCCAUUUUAAGAAUAAGGCUGUAACUUAACAAAAUGUGGAAAAAGUCAAGGGGUCUGAAUACUUUCCCGAAUGCACUGUACAUAUAGCUGACAAAACAGAAAGUUAUUCUGUCUUUUAAAAACACCAGUUGGUCAAUAGAUUUUCUUUGCAGUCACUACUACAUCAUGAUGAUCGAAACAGGAAAUACAACUAUCAAAGGGUGCAGAACUAUGGACAAUUACUCUCCUUUUAUGCAUACUUUACCAAACUAUUUCAUACACAUCAAAUCAAGUAUUAUUCCUGAUCAAAAAGAACAUGGAAACAAAGCACAUGGUUUGCAGAAUUCAUUCACUGGUAUCAUCACAAUCCAAUUCCAUGUAUUCAAUACAUACGCUGUUCUGCUCAUAGGUUUGUAGAUGUUCCAUUGGCAAGCAGACACACAAUCCCCAAUAGAUAUAAGGACAGGUGAAUACAGUGGAGGAAAACAACUGAAUUUAUAGGCCUCAAUCCUCACCAAACCAAAGGUGUGUAAUAUUGGAGAUGACUUGUCUCAUGAGUACUUGGAAGGAACUGAACUUCAUUUUCUGCAUCUCUGCAUGUUGGAAACAAUCAUAAAACUUAGGCUGUCCGCAUUGCGUAGAUCUUUCUCUAUACUGUACCGGAUUUACUAUGAAUAAAACCAUUGUCUAUUUUGUGCAGUAGUAUUAACUGAUUGUCGGAAACAGGGAACACAUUGCAACCUUUUCUCUUCUGAUGAAAACAAUGUGUUGACAUUCUGUGAACAAAACACUUAUCAGCGAUUUUUUUUUUUUUAAAUGACAAUUGUAUUGACAUUGUUGCUAAAGUUAAUCUAAAAUAUGCAAUCCAGGUACAAAAACAAGAAAAUGAUCAGACAAUCUACAAAUGUAUUUAAGCAUUUGAUCAUUGUUGUUUUGCUAUACGGACAUUUAACCACAGUUCCAAAAAAAUGCUUGACUGAGAAAAAACUGUAAGAGCAUUAUUCAACCCAGUAAAAAAGUAUUUGCUCAAUUGACUCUCAUAUAUUCUCUGACAAAAAUGAUCAGACUUUUUCUCCUUGGUUCCAUAAUGAUGUGUUACUGACUGCACCAUCUCCCAGCAUGUAUUUCCUGACAAACUGAAAUGAAUCAUCACAGAUGUGGUUGGUCGCGCAUGCAGUGUUAUCACACACUAAAUAGUAUUAAAGUGUAUUUCAAUAUGUCAAUCAGAAGGAAAAAAAUGUUGCUCUACAAAUUGCAUUUUGAUAGAUUAAGGAUAUAUACUGUUUUGACUGCAUACGUAACAUUGUAACCUCUUGUAGUACUUCAACAGAACUGUAUCAGCUCAGUAUCCUUACUGGGUUGCUGAGGCAGACAUGUGGGUGGCAGAUAGCCUAUCGGUUAACAGCACUGGGCCAGUAACAGAAAGGUCACUGGUUUGAAUCCCGAGCAAACAUUUAAACCUAAUUGCUCCUUUAAGUCGCUCUGGAUAAGAGCAUCUGAGAAGUCACAGAAAAUAAUGUAAAGUAAGACAAGCAUUUUGUAUGGAGCAGUGAAAGUUUCAUUCCAUUUGGGACUGUUUUACCUAUAGUAACUUGGUUAAAAUGUCUCUCUUACUGUAUUUCUUUGAUUCGUACUCAAUCACAUACUCAUAGGAUCCCAACUGUCUCAAAUGCUGUAACUGCCAUUCCUAUUAUACAGACUAUUUUCUGAAUUUCUACCAUAGCUGUUUGACCAAUUUAAUUGACGCCAAAUAAUGUUUGGAUAAAGAAGAAAAAUACUCAAUCUUUUUAUUAUAAGUGUCCCAAUUCAUUGUUCAGAAAUAUGUAAGUCUCAGCUGUACAGAUGAUGUGAGAGAGAGAAGACUGCCAUUCCCUGUCUGUCUGUCUGUCUGUCUGUCUGUCUGUCUGUCUGUCUGUCUCUGUCUGUCUCUGUCUGUCUGUCUGUCUCUGUCUGUCUCUGUCUGUCUCUGUCUGUCUCUGUCUGUCUCUGUCUGUCUCUGUCUGUCUGUCUGUCUGUCUGUCUGUCUGUCUGUCUGUCUGUCUGUCUGUCUCUCUUGUCUGUCUUGUCUGUCUUGUCUGUACCGCCCAGCCCACUGUGCAAUAACUAGAAUGAUUAAUUGACUGACUGGUAAAGUUCCUAUCUGAAGGAUCUGUAAUGUAUUGUUGUUGUCGUGUCAUUUCCAUUUCAGAACUUGUCAAGGGUUUCGUGUGACCAUGUACAUAUACGGAGAGUGAGAGAGUAGAGACAUUUAUUUAAAAACAUCAUAUUUAGACUUUAAACUAAGAAAAUAAUGUUUCAUUAUCAAACAUAUUACUUUGAAAUGUUUUGUUGUUUUGGGCUCUGUACUUUGGAUUUGAAAUGAUUCAACUGUCAGCUUUAAUUUGAGGGUAUUUUCGUCCAUAUCAGGUGAACCGUUUAGAAGUUGCAACACUUUUUGUACAUAGCCCCCCCCCUCCAAUUUUAGAGGACCAAAAGUAUUGGGACAAAUUCACGUAUGUGUAUUAAAGUAGUAAAAAGAUAAGUAUUUGGUCUCAUAUUCAUAGCUCUCAAUGACUAAAUCAAGCUUGUGACUACACAUUUGUUGAAUGCAUUUGCUGUUUUGCUUUGGUUGUUUCUGAUGAUUUUGUGCCCCAUUGUAGUGUCAUUUUGGAGUCCCUUUUAUUGUAAAUAAGAAUAACAAGUUUCUAAACACCUCUACAUUCAUGUGGACGCUACCAUGAUUACAGAUAAUCCUGAAUGAAUUGUGAGUGAGAAAGUUAGACGCAAAAAUAUCAUACCCCCAAGACAUGCUAACCUCUCACCAUUACAAUAACAGGGGAGGUUAGCAUUUUUGUUGGUUUUGGGGGGUAUGAUAUUUGUGUUUCUAACUUUCUCACUUUCUGCAUUUUAACCUCAUAGUCAUUGUAUAAUUUCAAAUCCAAAGUGCUGAGAUACAUAGCCAAAACAACAAAACUUUUGUCACUGUCCCAAUACAUUUGGAGCUCACUGUAUAUCCCCAGCAGUCAUUUGGCUGGUGGUGUUGAACAACCUAUAAACCAAAGAUUAUCAUUCAUUAUAAUUAUAAAAUCCAGAAGAUAAGGCUUACUCUCCAAAGUCACGUCCCCAGUAGUGUUGUGUCUCGUUUUGUGUCAGAUACCUAACUGACUAGAGGACCAGGAGUGGUGUUACUCAGUCUCAGGACAAUCUGGGUUGUAUUCACGAGGAGCCAAGAGAAGCAAGUGGGCUGAAAUGCUGAGGAACUAACUGAAAUAGUCAAUUGUCACUUUCAUGAAUGCAACCCUGGUCUGUAUCUUUUCUGUUACAAUGGUCUGAUAGUCUUUUCACAUGACACUAUGCUUUCGUUUGCGAUAUAGAGGGAUGACUGAUUUGUUGUUCCAUUCUGUUGGAGACUUGUGUUUCAUGUUGUUUGUAUCUUUUACACACCACCUUUUUGUGCUUUGCUUUUCUGUCUGAUCAAAUAUAUUCUGUACAUUAAAAGUAAUAUAAAAUGGUUCUGAUUCAAA
This is a messenger RNA of Salvelinus fontinalis (brook trout), 6436 nucleotides long. Its product is annotated as low-density lipoprotein receptor class A domain-containing protein 3-like. Gene Ontology annotation, molecular function: protein binding. Gene Ontology annotation, cellular component: plasma membrane. Gene Ontology annotation, biological process: receptor-mediated endocytosis. The record is from RefSeq and is a predicted model, not a curated record. The transcript has 6 exons. Lineage: Eukaryota; Metazoa; Chordata; Actinopteri; Salmoniformes; Salmonidae. Bases 301 to 1380 code for a protein of 359 amino acids.